This is a messenger RNA of Anopheles coluzzii, 2651 nucleotides long. RefSeq lists its product as uncharacterized. Bases 366 to 1355 code for a protein of 329 amino acids. Gene Ontology annotation, molecular function: growth factor activity; growth factor receptor binding. The transcript has 6 exons. Lineage: Eukaryota; Metazoa; Arthropoda; Insecta; Diptera; Culicidae. Gene Ontology annotation, cellular component: membrane. The record is from RefSeq and is a predicted model, not a curated record. Gene Ontology annotation, biological process: positive regulation of cell population proliferation; positive regulation of protein autophosphorylation.
GGCCCGUUCUCAGCGCGCAUUUGCAGUUCGGAAGUACGAUCGGUCGGUUGGUUUUUGUCUCUGCGCGCCCGUCCCAAGCCAUCACUGGCUUGACGUACCGGUGUAUCUUUACCAGUGUGUGUGUGUGUUUCUGUGUGUUUAUUACGUGUUUCUUUGACAUCUCCCGCAAACCGAAACAAGCGCAAAUUCGGAGUUUUUGACAAAUAUUACAGCCCAAUUGCGUGUGAAACCGUUUAACGACCUUGAAACGAAAAGAAGUGCAAACAAAAGUGCAGUGAGCAAACAGCCAAAAGAACAAACAAUCAACGAUACAUAUAUAUAUAUACACAUAUAUAUAUCAACGAUACAAGCGACACCGAAAAGCAAUGACCAGCAAGCAAAGCAACAAGCAAACGAUGCUGCCGGGAUCGUCCCUGGUGGUGCUGGUGGCGCUGGCUGGGCUGGUGAUGGUGCUGCUGCCCGUCGGUACGGUGCCGGCCGUCCACGCCCAGCAGUCGGACCGGGCGGGCGCACUGAUCGAACCGAACGACGCCCUGUACGAUGCCCGGUACGCGCGGAUUGCGAAGGAGAAGCGCGAAUCGUCCCGCCGCCCGGCGACGACCACCGAGGAGGAGCAUGAGUCGGAAGAGUUCUACGGGCUUCCGAUCGAAUACGCACUGCAGCUAUCGGAGCUGAACACGUCCGCAGACAUCCUACCGCUGCUAGAUCCGGACUCCGUCGACAGUCGCAUCUUCAUGGACGGUGGGGAGUACAGUGGACGGGACAUUGGAAUGGAACCGGUAGCGGCAUCCUGCGAGCCGGACUCCGAGCUGGUCAGCCUGCGGCCGGAGAAUCUGACCAGCUCCCGCUACUACUACUACCCGAGCUGUACGCGCGUGAAGCGGUGCAGCGGCUGCUGCAACACCAAGCAGCUCGUCUGCGAGCCCACCGCCAACCGCACCAUCCUUUACAAGGUCACCAUACUGGAGUACCGGCCGAACAAAAAGGAUCGCUUCUCGCACCGCGAGCUGGUGCCGAUCGAGGAGCACGUCCGGUGCAAGUGCCAGUGCCGGGUGAAGGCGUGGCACUGCAACGAGCGUCAGCAGUACAACGCGAACAACUGCCGCUGCGAGUGCACCAACCGGGCGGACCGGGACGAGUGCGCCCUGGACAGCGACAGGAAGCAGUGGAACCCGUCCACCUGCACCUGCGACUGUCUGCCGCGGAACGAGGACUGCACCAGCGGCUCGCACUACGACCGCAACGCGUGCAAGUGUGUCCCGAACAAGCCCUGGCCGGGGCGCACGUGGAACCAAUCGCUGGACGACCGGCGGCGCCUCAUCGUGAAACCGAUCCCGGUAGUAACCGAUCCGUGAGCGGAGUUGCUGCCAUCAGCGGACCCUGCCCCUUCCCUGGCGUCCACAAUCAUCAUCACAGCAACAAAGAAGCAAACGGUCAAGGUCAAACCAAACACAAGGAACCACCGGAAGGACGCGAAAUUUGGGGUGGCACACUCGCGGAAAGUUAUUAAGUUAUUUGUUCGCUCGUAAAGCGCAGGGGGAAACAUAUCGCAGGGACACAGGGUAGGGCGACCUACCGGCAGGGCAGUCAGCGUAAACUUUGUAGUAGGCCGCACAGAUAGCAUUGUUUUUUUUUUUUUUUGUAAAGUAGGAUUUUUAGCUCAGCUCAAGAUGGCGGAAAAUGAGUGGUGUUGGGGCGAAAUGUACUAACAUGGUGGAGAAGUAGGAGUAACAGGUAGGCUGCAAAUUGUUUGCAGUCUAUGAUUGUAAAGCACUAAUUUUUGGGAAUUUUUUUUCAAUUCAAUUCAAUAGUGACACACCAAUUAGAUCAAUCUUUCAACUCUUCGAUACAAUUUUUGUAGUACAGUUUGUUCUUUGUCCCCAAAUAGGCCUCAGUUUCGCCUCUUCAUUAGACGAUAAGUUCUUCCCAGCUUUCUCGAUCUACUUAACUUUACGGUUGUAGUUAAUAAUUUGGUGAAUUUUUUGUAAUGUUUUGAUCGGUAAACAACUCGUUUUGGGCGUCCUCAGUGCUCACAUCACCAUCCAUUUAUACAUAGUAUUCCAAUGCUUGAAGGUUGAUUUUGGUGUAUCUGAAAACUCUUCAUGAAGACUUGUUUAUGCUACAUUUGGAUUCUUCCCUUCAAACACAAAUUGUGUCAUAGAUGGUACAAACUACAAAUAAUAUGGGUUAAAUUCUUCCAGUGCUAUCUAUGUGUUAGGCAACACAAACUUCAUAAUUAUAAUUCAGACCUGUUAGGACAAAUUAAGCGAGAUGAAAAAUAAUGAUAGAAGAACAUCCAUUUUCGGUCCAGAACAUAAUCAAAGCACGCAUUAGUGCUUGUUUUCCAAAAUAAUGCCAUCUUGAGAGAGCGAGAGCGAGAGAGAGAGAGAGAAAGAAAGAAAGAAAGAGAGAGAGAGAGAUAGAGAGAGAUAGAGAGAGAGGAGAAAGAAAAAAAUCGAGAGAAACAAAGCAAACUAUAUAGUUAUAGGAAGAGACUACACACGAAAGCUAGACGACGAAAAUCGGCAUACCAUGCAGAUUGCAUUUUUUAUUUUUUUUUGUUUUGUCGUAUCAACCUCAUCAAAGUAGGAGGCAAAGUUGUAAAGUCUCAUAUAAAAAGAAAUAUUACGAACGAACAUGUACAACGUAAA